Molecule: messenger RNA, 7721 nt
Organism: Stomoxys calcitrans (stable fly)
Lineage: Eukaryota; Metazoa; Arthropoda; Insecta; Diptera; Muscidae
Exons: 16
Coding region: 592-7068 (2158 amino acids)
Molecular function (GO): flavin adenine dinucleotide binding; iron-sulfur cluster binding; FMN binding
Source: RefSeq, a predicted model, not a curated record
UUGAAGGAAUCAGUCGUUUCAAACGUUCUCAAGCUUAAAGCCUUAAAGCGAAGAAGAAGUGAAUCAGUGAUUCAGUGGUGAAGUAGUGAAUUCUAAACCAACCAAGAAGCAAAGUGUGUGCCGUUUGUCUUCUUCAUCAGCAACAACAUAGCCAGCCACCCGUUAAAGGGAAAAACAGUUUUGCAAAAGAAGAAAAAUUUGUUUAUAUUAACAAAACGUGAAAAGGAAAUUACGAAAAAAGAAAACCAAACGGAAGCAGCACACAUUUAGCUAAAAGAAAUCUCCAUGAUUUUUGUGUGAUAGCUGUUCUGGUUUGAGCACAAAAUACAACAAAGGAUACAAAUUGUGAAAAAAAUAAACUAUAAAAUAUCCAGUGCUGAUUUCAAACAAAAACUGAAUUUCAAAGAAAUUAAAAGAGAAAAAUUUCAAAACAUUUUUCAAAAAAAAAAAAAAAAAAGUUUAAAACUUUUUUAAGUGAAUACCUACCUACCAAGUAAAAAUAAGAAAGCCUUUUAAAGACAACUCAAAAAAAAAAUAAAAAAACAAAGCCCAGGAAAAAAAAAAUUCUAAAGUUUCUUCGAAAAGCAUAUAAUGGCCCCAAUAAUUGCUGACAAUACAAUUGAAUCAGGAUGUGAAUUUGUUGAUAAUUCCAACAACGAUAGCAACAACACUUCAAGUUAUUUAAGUGCAACUAACAUUGACGCAUCAUCUAAUGAAGAAAAUUUCUCCACUGUCACAUCCUUUGAGAACGUUGUUGCAUCAAUCGCCGAAGAAAGUUCAGCAGAAGACGACGAAGAAGCCGAAGCAGAAGCAAAAGUGUCUUUGAAUGGUGCCAGUGUCGCGUGUGAUUUGAAAAGCAAUGAAGCUAAUGAAGUGCCCCGUAAGCAACAGAAGCAGCAAAUGCCUUGGGAGGCUCCGGGAAAACAAGGACUCUAUGAUCCACAGAAUGAGCAUGAAGCGUGCGGUGUUGGCUUCAUUGUGGCCAUCGAUGGCAAACGGUCUCACAAGAUUCUUCGUGAUGCCCAGACCUUGUCAGAACGGAUGAAUCAUCGCGGUGCUUGCGCCUGUGACAAUGACACCGGCGAUGGCGCUGGUGUUAUGGCUUCUAUACCCCAUGAUUUGUAUGCCAAAGCAUUGUCUUCAGAUGGUAUUCAACUACCCGAAUUGGGUAAUUAUGCCACCGGCAUUUUCUAUUUGGAUGAGAAAUCUCACCAAGAUGCCGAAAAUGAAUUCAAUGCACUGGCCAAAAGUUUGGGUUUAGAAGUGUUAAACUGGCGCAACGUUCCCACUAAUCAACAAGCUAUUGGUGCUGUAGCCCGCAAAUCGGAGCCCCUAUCACGUCAAGUAUUCGUCGUGCGCCCCGCCCAUAUGGACGAGGAUACAUUCAAACGUCAGGUUUUCGUUUUGCGCAAGCGUGCUAGCCACGAAUUGGCCAAGGAGGGACGCCGCUUCUACAUAUGCUCAUUGUCCUCAAAGACCAUCGUGUACAAGGGUCUCUUCACCUCGGAUCAAUUGUGGAACUACUAUACGGACCUUCAGGAUCCACAAUUUGAAACCUAUUUGGCAUUGGUACAUACACGUUUCUCCACCAAUACAUUCCCCUCGUGGGAAAGAGCCCACCCGCUACGUGUUUUGGCCCACAAUGGCGAGAUUAACACCCUGCGUGGCAAUGUCAAUCUAAUGAAAGCUCGUGAGGGUGUAAUGCGGAGUGAAUUGUUUGGCGAUGAGUUGAAAAAACUAUAUCCCGUCGUCGAGCCUAAUCUCUCCGAUUCCGGUUCAUUUGAUUGUGUAUUGGAAUUUUUGACUGCAGCCAGUGAUCGUACGUUGCCCGAGUCGGUUAUGACCAUGGUCCCCGAGGCGUGGCAAAACGAUAAAACAAUGCCGCAAGAGAAACGUGAUUUCUACCAAUGGGCCUCAUGCGUUAUGGAGCCUUGGGAUGGGCCAGCUUUGAUUUCCUUCACUGAUGGCCGUUACAUAGGUGCCGUAUUGGAUCGUAAUGGUUUGCGGCCUUCACGUUUCUACAUCACCAAAGAGAACAUUUUGGUGAUGGCCUCCGAAGUGGGUGUCUAUGAUGUCGAUCCAUCACAGGUUACCUUAAAAUCUCGCUUGAAACCCGGUCGCAUGUUGUUGGUCGAUACGCAGGAGAAGAAAUUCAUACAGGAUAUUGAAUUGAAGACGAAAAUUGCCAAAUCACGUCCCCAUUCUGAGUGGUUGCAACAAAAGAUAACCCUGGAUGAAAUCCGCAAUGCUAAUGUCUUCAAUACUGAUAAUGCCAAUGGUUCCACGGAUGUAGCCAACAAUGAUCCCUCGAAACAAGGCAUUUUGGAUCCCAGGUUGUCAUUGUAUGGCUAUACCAAUGAAACCGUGAACAUGCUGUUGGUGCCAAUGUUCAAAAACAGGAAAGAAGCUUUGGGCUCCAUGGGCAAUGAUGCUCCUUUGGCUUGUUUGUCUACAUUCCAACCCCUACCGUAUGAGUAUUUUAAGCAAUUAUUCGCCCAAGUUACCAAUCCUCCCAUUGAUCCAUUCCGCGAGAAGGUUGUCAUGUCCAUGCAAUGUCCCAUUGGCCCCGAGGGAAAUAUUUUGCAACCUUCGGCGGAGCAAGUGCAUCGCAUUUGGUUGAACAACCCCAUAUUGAGCAUUCCAGAUACAAAUCUCUUGAAACGUAACACUCAUCGCGGCUGGAAAACCAAGGUCUUGGAUAUAACAUUCCAAUUUCAAGAUGGUGUUCAAGGCUAUGUUGAUUGUUUAGAUCGUGUUUGCCGCGAAGGUGCUGCCGCCGCCUCAUCGGGCUAUCAACUGUUGGUCAUUUCCGAUCGAAAUGCUGGCCAAGAUGGCCGUGCCCCCGUAUCAGCUUUAUUGGCUUUGGGUGCUCUGCAUCAUCAUUUGAUUGAAACCUAUCAUCGCAUGAAGGUGGGUAUUAUUGUGGAGACGGCUGAAGCGCGUGAGGUCCAUCAUGUCUGUGUGCUUUUGGGCUAUGGUGCAGAUGCCAUAUGUCCCUACAUGGCCUUCGAAUUGGCCCAAGCCCUACGCAAUGAUGGUGUCAUCAGUCCCGAUGUCACGGACAAGCAAAUUUAUUCCGCCUAUGCCCAGGCUAUUGAUACUGGCAUAGCCAAAGUCAUGGCCAAAAUGGGCAUCAGUACCUUGCAAUCGUAUAAAAGUGCCCAAAUAUUCGAGGCUGUCGGCAUGGGUGAUGAUGUCAUUGACAAAUGCUUCCGCGGCACUGCAUCUCGCAUUGGAGGUGUUAGCUUGGAUAUGUUGGCUCGUGAGGGUUUGGAGCGUUAUCAAAUGACAUACUGCAAGAUCUCGACGGACACAAGGAUUCUGCGUAAUCCUGGACAAUAUCAUUGGCGUCACGGUGGUGAGGCUCACAUCAAUGAACCUUCCUCCAUUGCCAGCCUGCAGGAGGCUGCUGUAGCCAACAACAGCAAUGCUUUUGAAACGUUUAAAGCUAGUACCUUGAAAAGUGUUAAACGGUGCGCUUUAAGAGGUCAGUUGGAGUUGGCCAAUGAUUGUCAAAAAAUCGAUAUAUCAGAGGUGGAGCCUGCUAGUGAGAUUGUCAAAAGGUUUGCUACUGGUGCCAUGAGUUUUGGUAGUAUUUCCCUAGAGGCCCAUCAAACUCUGGCCAUAACCAUGAAUCGUAUCGGUGGCAAAAGUAACACUGGCGAGGGUGGCGAAGAUGCUGAUCGUUAUCUAAAUCAAGAUCCCCAAAACAGCCGGCGUUCUGCCAUUAAGCAGGUGGCCUCUGGUCGUUUUGGUGUUACAGCCUCAUAUCUGGCCAAUGCUGAUGAUUUGCAAAUUAAGAUGGCUCAAGGCGCUAAGCCGGGUGAAGGCGGUGAGCUGCCUGGCUACAAGGUCACCAAAGACAUAGCCAAAACACGACACUCGGUGGCCGGUGUAGGCCUUAUAUCACCACCUCCUCAUCACGAUAUCUAUUCCAUUGAAGAUUUGGCCGAACUAAUCUACGAUUUGAAAUGCUCAAAUCCAAAUGCACGCAUAUCCGUAAAACUAGUAUCAGAAGUUGGCGUUGGUGUUGUAGCCUCUGGAGUGGCUAAAGGUAAAGCUGAGCAUAUUGUUAUCUCGGGUCACGAUGGCGGCACUGGUGCCAGUUCCUGGACUGGCAUUAAAAAUGCUGGUCUUCCCUGGGAACUGGGUGUGGCCGAAACGCAUCAAGUUUUGGUUUUGAAUAACCUGCGUUCAAGAGUUGUGGUGCAGGCUGAUGGUCAAUUGCGUACUGGCUUUGAUGUAGUAGUUGCUGCUUGUCUGGGUGCUGAUGAAUUUGGAUUUAGUACAGCUCCAUUGAUUGUUAUGGGUUGCACCAUGAUGCGCAAAUGCCAUCUUAAUACCUGUCCCGUUGGUAUUGCUACACAAGAUCCAGUAUUGCGUAAAAAAUUCACUGGCAAACCUGAGCAUGUCAUCAAUUUCUUCUUCAUGUUGGCUGAGGACAUUCGAAAAAUUAUGGCCAAUCUGGGCAUACGAAAAUUCCAAGAUUUAAUUGGACGCACCGAUUUGCUGCGCGUUUCAGAGAAACGCUCCACCAAAGCUAAUACUCUCAACUUGUCAAUGCUAUUGGAGAAUGCACUGAAUUUGCGUCCUGGAACAAAUAUCGUUGGUGGUUCCGUAAAACAGGACUUCCAAUUGGAAAAACGUUCCGAUAAUGAAUUGAUAGCCAAAGUUCAGCCUAUUUUCAAUGGCACUGAGGACAAUGUUACCUUGAAAAUGCGCAUUCACAAUGAGGAGAGAGCCUUUGGUUCAACUCUAAGCUACCAUAUUGCUUGUAAAUAUGGUGAAGCCGGUCUUCCCGAGGGCAAGAGCAUGGAUAUCUUCCUUGAAGGUUCUGCUGGUCAGAGCUUUUGCGCUUUCUUGGCUCGCGGUGUAAAUGUCACUCUGAAGGGUGAUGCCAAUGAUUAUGUCGGCAAAGGUUUGUGUGGUGGUAAUAUUGUUAUUACUCCACCGGAAACCUCACCCUUCGAAUCUCAUCUAAAUGUUAUUGUGGGCAAUGUAUGUCUGUAUGGUGCCACCGAGGGCCGUGCCUAUUUCCGUGGCAUUGCCGCUGAGCGUUUUUGCGUGCGUAAUUCCGGUGUUACCGCUGUCGUUGAAGGUGUUGGCGAUCACGGUUGCGAAUAUAUGACUGGCGGUGUAGUUGUUAUCUUGGGUCUGACUGGCCGAAACUUUGCUGCCGGUAUGUCUGGCGGCAUGGCUUAUGUGUACGACAUCGAUGGCUCAUUCAAGCCUAAAGUUAAUCCCGAGUUGGUGGAACUCUUGCCGUUGGAACUGCCCGGCGAUGUGGCCCUUGUUAAGGAACUGUUACAAGAUUUCAUUGAAAAGACCGGUUCCAAGGUUGCCAAGGAGAUAAUGGAUAAUUGGUCGCGCGAGCAGGCCAAAUUCGUCAAGGUCUUCCCCUAUGAUUAUCAAAGAGCUCUUAAAGAGCAGGAAGCCGAAAAAGAAGAGCAACAAAAUAAAUCAAAUGUUAAGAGUAUUGAGAAUGGCAAGGACGCCCAUGAACCUGGCGUCAAGGAUAUUGAAGAAGCCAUUCAAGAUGUGGCCAUGGAUCAGAAGAGAGCCGAUCGCAUUUUGGAUAAGACCCGUGGAUUUGUUAAAUAUAAGCGUGAAUCCGCUCCUUAUCGUGAUGCUGGUGAUCGUCAAAAUGAUUGGGAAGAGGUUUACAAUUUCCCCCAUGUGCGCAAGAAUUUAAAAAUGCAAGCAGCUCGCUGCAUGGAAUGUGGUGUACCGUUCUGUCAAUCGAAUACUCACGGCUGCCCCUUGGGAAAUAUCAUACCCAGAUGGAAUGAUCUUGUUUUCCAUGAUGACUGGAAGGAGGCUCUACGUCAGCUACUGCAAACAAACAACUUCCCCGAGUUCACCGGGCGUGUAUGCCCGGCCCCCUGUGAGGGUUCAUGUGUCUUGGGCAUUUCGGAACCCGCUGUUACCAUCAAAAAUAUCGAAUGCGCCAUUAUAGAUCAUGCCUUCGAACAAGGUUGGAUCAAGCCAGAACUGCCUGAUGUUAGAACCGGAAAACGUGUAGCCAUUGUGGGCUCAGGUCCAUCGGGUUUGGCAGCCGCUCAGCAGCUUAAUCGUGCUGGUCAUUUUGUUACGGUCUUUGAACGUAACGAUCGUGUUGGUGGUCUACUGCAAUAUGGUAUACCCACCAUGAAACUAUCCAAAAAUGUUGUAAAGCGUCGUGUUGACCUUAUGGCCGAUGAGGGUAUUGAGUUUCGUACCAAUGUGCAUGUGGGAAAGGACAUCAAGGCUGAAGUUUUGAUGAAAGAAUAUGAUGCCGUUCUUUUAACCACUGGCUCGACUUGGCCUCGUGAUUUGCCUUUGGCCAAUCGGGACCUCAAGGGCAUACACUUUGCCAUGGAAUUCCUGGAAGCACAGCAAAAGAAACAAUUGGGCGGUAAGAAUGAAGUCAUUUCGGCUGAAGGAAAAGAUGUCAUCAUAAUUGGAGGCGGUGACACCGGUUGUGAUUGUAUAGCCACAUCAUUGCGCCAGGGGGCCAAGAGUAUUACAACAUUCGAGAUUUUGCCUGAACCCCCCCAAGGCAGAGCCAAUGACAACCCAUGGCCCCAAUGGCCCAAAGUAUUCCGAGUCGACUAUGGCCACGAGGAAGUUCGUGUCAAAUGGGGCAAGGAUCCCCGUCAGUACUGCACAACUACCAAAGAAUUUAUUGGUGAAAAUGGCCACAUUAAGGCUGUCAAAACCGUCGAAGUCGAAUGGACAAAAACGCCAACCGGUGCUUGGAGCAUGAAGGAAGUGGCUGGCUCUGAGAAGCAUUUCAAUGCCGAUUUAAUUCUUCUAGCCAUGGGCUUUUUGGGUCCUGAGAAGACAGUACCCAAUGAAUUGGGUCUAGAAUUAGAUAACAGAGGCAAUGUCAAGGCAUGCAAUGGCCCAUAUGGUACCUCGAAUUCUAAAGUAUUUGCAGCAGGAGACUGUCGUCGCGGCCAAUCUUUGGUUGUGUGGGCAAUUACCGAAGGUCGCCAAGCAGCCCGGCAGGUUGACAGUUAUUUGACUGGACGUCCAAGUGGUCUUCCGGGUCCCGGUGGUGUGAUCGAUCCCACUAAGAAAGCCUGAAUUUCGUUUUUAUAACUAUAAUAAUUUAGUUUCUUAUAUUUAAGUUUUUGUAUUUUAUAUUCUGCAAUUAUGUUGAAGUCUCCUACCACACAUUUACACAAUAAGCGUAAUACUAUUAAUAUAUUUAUUGUUUUUCUUACAUCACUUUGCUAGUUUAUAAGAUUUAAGCUUUUUUCAUAGUAUUAAGAGCUUGUAUUUGUUUCCGUAAACAAUAAGCGGAUAAGAGAAAUGUAUUAAAUUUAUUUUGCCAUCACUUUGCAAUUGUUAAAUCCUUAUGUAUGUUCACUUUAAAUAAUUUUUGCAUUAUGUUUUCAUUUUUCUUGAAUAAACCGACAUGUACUGGAAUUAAAAACAAAAUACAAAAAUAAAGGAUGAUUACAUUUUAAGUGCCGAUGUUGACUGUGAAUAAAUUUAAUGUGUUGCUCGAUUAUGUAGAGAAAUGUCAAAUGAAAUGCAGAAAAAAAACAUGUUGUUUAGAUGUGGUUCACAUUUAAUAUCGGUCCUUAAAAUUUAAAUGGCAGGUUUUUGGAUUGAACUGGUCAUAAAAUAUAUGUUGAUGUUGUUUUUAACUUAGCAGUUAAAUUUUAUGUAGUUUUUUAAACUAUUUUUGAUCAAUCAUACGAUAUAAACAAAUAAAACGAAUACUAAAGUUA